Messenger RNA from Xyrauchen texanus (razorback sucker), 811 nucleotides. Its product is annotated as histone H2B-like. The record is from RefSeq and is a predicted model, not a curated record. Gene Ontology annotation, cellular component: nucleosome. Lineage: Eukaryota; Metazoa; Chordata; Actinopteri; Cypriniformes; Catostomidae. Bases 16 to 390 code for a protein of 124 amino acids. The transcript has a single exon. Gene Ontology annotation, molecular function: DNA binding; structural constituent of chromatin; protein heterodimerization activity.
AUUCUUCAGACCAUCAUGCCUGAACCAGCCAAAUCAGCCCCGAAGAAGGGAUCCAAGAAGGCCGUCACAAAGACCGCCGGUAAGGGAGGAAAGAAGCGCAGAAAGUCCAGGAAGGAGAGUUACGCUAUCUACGUGUAUAAAGUCCUGAAACAGGUUCAUCCUGACACCGGGAUCUCUUCCAAGGCGAUGGGAAUCAUGAACUCUUUCGUCAACGACAUCUUCGAGCGCAUCGGCGGUGAAGCGUCUCGUCUCGCUCACUACAACAAGCGCUCCACCAUCACAUCGAGAGAGAUCCAGACCGCCGUGCGUCUGCUGCUGCCCGGUGAACUGGCCAAACACGCCGUGUCUGAGGGCACAAAGGCCGUCACCAAAUACACCAGCUCCAAGUAGAAGAACAUCCGGUUUCUCAACCAACACAAAGGCUCUUUUAAGAGCCACACAUGUUCUCAUUUAAAGAGUUUCUAGUGCACUUGUAGACUUUUGCUGGUAAUUAUGUUCGUAGUAAUGUAUGCUUAUUUAGUUGUCAGAAAAUGCCAAACUAUAAUGGAGAAACAAAUACAAGUUUUUGUCCUAAAUACAUUUUAAUAAGUUUAAUAGAAGAAAAGUUUCCUUCACAAUUUCUUUGACAAAACAAUACCUUAAAGGUUGCCCCAGUGCUGUUGCCAGAGAUGAACCUGUGUUGAAUAAUAACAAUUCUUCCUGUAAAGUCCAUUUAUAUUAUUUCAGAAGUUCACCACUAGAGGUCACAGUAUUAUUGUUGUUGGCUGACACAUGGGUUUGGAACAACAUGAGGGUUAUUCAAUUCUGAGUU